Messenger RNA from Gallus gallus (chicken), 7003 nucleotides. It is a transcript of the gene AASDH, whose product is annotated as aminoadipate-semialdehyde dehydrogenase. NCBI's taxonomy places the organism in Eukaryota, Metazoa, Chordata, Aves, Galliformes, Phasianidae. The transcript is spliced from 15 exons. Gene Ontology annotation, biological process: amino acid activation for nonribosomal peptide biosynthetic process. The record is from RefSeq and is a predicted model, not a curated record. Gene Ontology annotation, molecular function: protein binding. Bases 1023 to 4409 code for a protein of 1128 amino acids.
GUUCUUUGGUUGCUAGGAGACGGUGAACGGAUGGCGCUGGGUGUUGCUGCAAGGCCCCGGCUGAGGUGGGUCCCGUGGUAUCAGACUCGCGCUCAUGGCGCCCGUGCCGUACCGCCGUGCUCGCGGUGCGACCGAGUGCCCCGGGACGGGCCGUGUAGGGCUGUGCCUGCGGUGCCUGUAGACAGGGAGGGCCUGGAGCGUGGCGGGGGUGUGCGGGGCUAUUAGUUGGUUUGUGUUACCAAAAUUCUUAAUUUGGUUGCGUCCAGCUUCAAAAACAGAAGUGUAGCGAUGAGCACCCUCUGCAAUCAGUCGUGCAGGCACUUCCAACCCGCUGCCCACAGCCCGCACGCUGCCCGGGGCCGGUCGCCCUAUGGCCGCCCCCUGCCCCGCGCCGUCAUGGCGGCAACGGCCCGGCAUGGGCCUGGGCUUGCGCCCGCGGCUCAGCAGCGGGCACUGCGCUGUUAACGCUGUCUGGGCUGAAACCACGGCCCGGGGUGGGCGCGGUGCGGUGUUAGCUGAAGUAACUGCCAGUGAGCGUAUUGCAUUUGGGUAUAUUGGCUAAACGCAGUCCCGUGAAUAGUAAAAAAAUAUGCAGCUGUGCUUUUUAUUCUGAUAAAGGAAUUUGAGAAUGGGUUUCAAGAGUGCCGAAACAAUUAUCUUUGUUUGUUUGUGACUCCAUUUUCAGUUGAUGUAAAUACAUCACCUGCACGUUUUCAAAUGGAGUAUGUAGACUUGCAAUCAAAAAUCUGACUAUGUCUCUUUACUUGACUUCUGUAAGCUCUCCCUUACCAGAGAAAAGCAUCUCUCUCUUCACAGUCAUGCCUUAUUUGUGUCGCUGCUCUUUGGCAGUACGUACAUUUGUGAACGACUGUUCUCAAGGAUGAAGCACAAGAAGGGUAAAAUUUCAUUAAAAUCUCUGAUGAGCACCUUGAGAGCUCACUGAGAAUUGUUACCACUGCCACUGAACCUGCCUGAUGCGCUAGCUUCGCAAAACCAAGGAGAACUGAAGAAGUGCAGCAGAGAUGACUCUCCAUGAUAUGGUGGCUCAGGCGGCCAGCCUGCAUUCAGGUAGAAAAGCUGUUUGGUUUGAUGAAUGCAAUGAUGGACCUCCAACUUUCUACACGUAUGCAACAGUGAUUAAACAUGCCACGGAGUUAACAGCUUUCCUUCAAAAGUACUGUGAUCCUCAAGGAAGGUGUGAAAUAGGCCUUUACUGCUGUCCUGGAAUAAACUUACCAUCCUGGAUCUUAGGAAUCCUUCAGGUUCCAGCUGCUUACUGUCCUAUUGAUCCAGAUGCUCCACCACUGUUAUCUGCUUACUUCAUGAGGAAAAGCAAUCUUCAAUAUAUUCUUGUUGAGAAUGACAAAAUAAAACAAUUCCAGACAGCCCACAUUGAUUGGUUGUCCCACAGUUCUUCCACAGUGGAACAUAUUGGUUUAACUCUCUUCCAUAUGAGCCGGAGCAGUACUGAUGUUAAUUUGCAAGCAGACAAUGUGAAAAGUAAACUUGAAGCUUUCAAAGUUAUGGGUAACUCACAGCUCGGAAAUACUGUCUGCCCAGAGCAUCUCAAAUUAAAAACAUCAGAAGGAGGAUACAGGGAUGUUGGCCAGAGAUGCUCUUUAGCAUACGUCUUGCAUACAUCAGGAACUACAGGGACUCCCAAAGUAGUCAGAGUGCCUCAUACAUGUAUAGUGCCAAAUAUUCAGCAUCUUAAAUCAAUUUUUGAGAUCACCCAGGAUGAUGUGCUGUUCCUGGCUUCUCCUUUAACGUUUGACCCAUCUGUGGUCGAACUGUUCAUUGCUCUGACAAGUGGAGCCUCUAUUCUCAUAGUACCAAAUGCUGUUAAAAUGAUGCCUGUGGAGCUGUCUACUGCCCUGUUUAACCAUCACCAUGUGACAGUGUUGCAGGCAACACCAACACUUCUCAGAAGAUUUGGAGCUCACAUAAUUAAAUCAACAGUAUUGUCUGCAAACACUUCACUCCGAGUCUUAGCCCUUGGUGGUGAAGCCUUUCCCGUACUGAAUCUCUGGAAGAGUUGGAAGCACAAGGAGAACAAAACAAGUAUUUUUAAUUUGUAUGGUAUAACUGAGGUUUCAAGCUGGGCCACUUGCUACAGGAUUCCUGAAGAGGUUUUUAGUGCUGAUUUUAGGAGUGAUUUCCCUGUCCCUUUGGGAUCACCACUCCUUGGAACAACGGUUGAGAUCAGAGAUGCCAAUGGUUCUGCAGUUCUAGAAGGCGAGGGACAAAUAUUUAUAGGUGGUGAAGAACGAAUCUGCUUUCUUGACGAUGAGAUAAUUGUACCACAGGGCACAAUGAGAGCAACAGGGGAUUUUGUAAGAGUGCAGAAUGCAGAGAUAUUCUUUUUGGGUCGGAAAGACAAUCAGAUCAAACGUCAUGGCAAGCGUUUUAAUAUGGAAUGUUUGCAGCAGGCUGCUGAAGAUCUUUGUCAGGUAGAAGCUUGUGCAGUGACCUGGUAUCAGCAGGAAAAACUUAUCCUAUUUGUGGUUCCCAGGGGUGAUCUAGAAGAGAGAGAAACUCUUCACGAGCUCCAGAAACGUCUGCCAACUCAUGGAAUUCCUGAUGAGCUUGUACAGAUUAAAGCUUUGCCUUUAACAUCACACGGUAAAGUUGAUAUAUCUGAACUGAACAAGAUUUACCACUACCAUCUAAACUCCAGAAGGCGUGACAGUAAGCUGAGUGGCGUGGAGGAACUGUGGAAAAGAUUGCAGUAUUUAUGGAAGGUCGUUCUGGGUCUCCUAGGUGAUUCAAGUGGAAUUUCUAAAGAUGCGGUAUUUUUGUACAGUGGUGGAGACUCCUUAAAAGCUCUACAAUUUUAUGAUGAAAUUGAGAUGCUGGUAGGCAGAGGUGUGCCUGGGCUCCUUGAAGUUAUUCUCAGCCGCUCGAUUGAGGAGGUUUAUAAGCAUAUUCUUAAAACUCUGUUUCCGGAUGAAGACCAGCUAAUAAAUGAUGACAGUGUUUUGAAAAGAAAACUAAGUAAAAACAGUGGAGAGGAAAUUCACAGAAAAUAUGCUAAACUGAAAUCUGAAGGAUAUCUUAAGGUUGCUCCAGGAUUAAUAUCAUUUAUAGCACUGAGCAGAGGAAAUCAUUUUUUUUCUAUGAACUUUACCAAGUCUUUUAUACAACCCAGUAGUACAGUACAGGUGGAAGGGGAGUCACUACAACAACCAUCCUUCUUGCAUGCUGUGACUCCAAGUAUAACAAAAAGCCACGUGCGAGGGUAUGAAAAGGAGAACAGGACUUUAACAAUUACCAACAAAGUAAAUAAAACUGACUGCUGCUCUGUGCAGCAAACCUGUGCGGAAUGCAGUCAUGUAACAACAGCAGAGUUGGCAUUGCGCACAAGAUGGAAGUCAAAUACAAGAAAAUGUGUUGAUGCAUCACCACUGAUUGUAAUAUCAUCUAAAGAUGAAGAAUCUGCGUCUGUAUUUGUUGGCUCUCACUCUCAUGCAAUGCAGGCUAUUGAUCUAGAUACAGGAGAAGUAAAAUGGGAGAAGAAGCUUGGAGAUCGUAUUGAAUCUUCUGCCUGCAUAUCUAAGUGUGGAAAUUUCAUUGUUGUCGGUUGUUAUGAUGGCUUAGUGUAUGUGCUCCAAAGCAGCGAUGGAGAAGCAUACUGGACUUUUGCCACAGAAGACACUGUGAAAAGCUCUGCAGUGGUAGAUCCUUCCAGUGGACUAGUCUACAUAGGAUCACAUGACCAACAUAUGUAUGCUUUGGAUAUUUAUGAAAAGAUGUGUGUAUGGAAAUUGCAUUGUGAAGGUGGAGCUGUGUUUUCAUCUCCUUGUAUAAGCUCUUUUCCUCAUCAUGUUUAUGUUGCUACGCUAGGAGGACUGUUACUGGCUGUCAACCCGGUGACCGGGAAUAAGAUUUGGAAGAGUUUCCUGGGAAAACCACUUUUCUCUUCUCCUCACUGCAAUGAGAAGUGUGUUUGUAUUGGAUGUGUGGAUGGAAACUUAUAUUGUUACACUCAUUCUGGAGAAAAGGUUUGGCAGUUUUCCACUAAUGGACCGGUGUUUUCAUCUCCAUGCAUCUCUAGCUUAACUAAGCAAGAAGUAUUUUUUGGCUCCCAUGAUCACUUUAUCUACUGCUGUAAUACGGAGGGGAAUUUACUGUGGAAAUUUGAAGCCACUUCAAGCGUAUAUGGAACGCCAUUUGUUUUCCAAAGUGAUGACUCAAAGAACAAAGUUCUUUUGGCAGCAGUAUCUACAGAUGGCAAAGUGUGGAUCCUGAAUGCCAGGAGUGGAACAGCAGAAGGAAUAGAUACGCUUCCAGGAGAGGUUUUCUCAUCACCCAUAGUAUGGGGAACAAAGCUUGUUGUUGGCUGUAGAAAUGAUUAUGUUUAUUGCCUAGAUUUGUACAUAACAGGAAAAAAGGAACAAGAAGGAUGUUAGACUGCUGCUUUUUAAUUGUUUACAUUUGUAAAUUAAGAACUUGCAGGCAUUGUCUACCUCUCUGCCUAUUUUGCUUUAGGCAAGAGCUGCUUUGUGCAGCUUUCUCAGAUAGUAUUUUGCACCACUGCAAAUGCAGGUAAGUGAUGUUUGUUGACUUGCUGUACUGACUGAAGGAUGACUGCUCAGCACUAGCCACAAGUUUCACUGUCCCUCCCUCAUUUCCCAGCUCAGACUGCUGAAAGAAAGUGUUUCAAAUUGUUUGGAUCUGAGUGUUGUGCUUUUACCUGUGUAGCAGGAAAAUAAGUCAGUAGUGUGGCUUCAAGUACUUGUUUAGCUGGAAGAAACUCUGGUAAUUCCAGUUGCACACUGGAAUUUAACAUUCAAGUAAAUUGACUUCUGAGGAUGUAGCUUGCAUUCUGUGUAUGUAAUUAAUUAACCUUCAGCAAGUUGGGGCCCUUCCUGGCUCCACUUGAGCUAAGUCUAUACUCUUCUCUGUAGAAAUCACUUCCUGUAUUCUAAAGUGUCUAUGAAAUAUCAAUGACAAUUCCCAUAUGAGUUCCUAGAUGAGGUGUGUAGCGUUCGAAUCAAUGCUUGCCAAAUUAUUUUUGAAGAAAUUUGAAUUUAUGCUAUCUGCAGUGUUUACAGAGUAGUAUUCAUAACGGAUUGUAUAGUUUUUGUUGUUGCUGUCGUCGUCAUAAACACCUUAAAAAGAAUUACUAUCAGUAAUGCAAAGCAAGGAUUUGCAGACAGAAGUACUCUUAACUCGAGUAUCUUCCUGAUUACAACAGUCUUCUUAAAGUACUACUGUAGAAGCUAUCAGUCAUCUCUCUCCUUGUGAACCAUCUACUUCGAAUUCUAACAUUCUGAGUUAGUUAAAAAGUAAGUAGAAGUUGCAGAGGCUGUUACGUGUCUUGUUCAUCCAUUUUACUGUUAAGAGACAUGCACAGGCAAGACACUUGUGGCAGUAGGAGUCCCAUUAUAAAGCAAACCUGAAGGACACAGACAGCAAAAAGAGACACAGAAUUGAUACAUCCCUAAUAGAUAAUUUUGACUGGGUUAUAGUUUAAUAAGAAUUAAAAUGACAUUAGUAUAAUAAACAAUUGCACUUUAAAACAUUUGAAAAAUUAAAAAAGUACACAACAAAUACCCCACAAUUAUACAUCUUAUAGUUCUUUAUACAUUACUAUAUGAACAUAGAGGUUAAUCGUAUAUAACCUGGUCAGAAGAAAUGCUAUUAAUGUGUAUAAGUUACAAAAAUUGAGACAAUAUACUACAUAGUGGUUUGUUUGGUUUUUAAAAUAUUUUUUGUGUUUUAAAGUCAGAAGUAAUGGUUUGGGUUGGUUGGUUUUUUGUUUUUUCUUUUAACAGAUUUCCAACACUUGAUCAGAAACGGCUGCAACAAAGCUAAAGCAAAGUAACACUUCACUUCAUUGGUAUUUAGUGCAAAUUUUUGUUAGUUUAUCAUGAAAUGUCACUGUUGAACAUGUACAUUUUAGAAAUGUUUCCACCAAGUUCUGUACAUAAUACAGAUUCCAUUAUUACACUAGAUACCUUUAUGGUUGAAAAAACAAUCUGGUUUGAAGCUUUAGCUUAAGACCAUCCUUAACAAAAGCUCUGUUCUAUGUGCUAUAAGUGUAUUGUAUUGGAAAAUUGCAUCAUUAUGUCAUGCACAAUAGCACCUUGUUAUGCUAUGCUUUCUGGAAUACUUUAAUCCUGAUUUACUUCACCUUCUCUGUACUAAACCUGUAUCCCUAUCCCAAGGAAUAAUCCUAAAGACAGGCUUCAGGCAGUUUAGUUCUUGUAACUACAAAUACAUAUCGAAGGCUUACAAAAUUCACAAAAAGAACAGAUUUAAGAAGUACUAAUUCAUAGUGCUAGCAGAGCAGAAAUAAUUACGGGCCAAAAUCUUUCCUCAGAAAAGCUUGCAGAGAUUUUACCAUGUAGCAGUAUUUUUUUUUUUCAAAUAUUUGAGAACAGCAUUGCCUCAUCUCUGUAUAAAACAUUCUAAAUACUUACAUUAAUGGAAAAAAUGUUACUUUACAGGUUCGGGUUUUAAAUAUGAAACUGAGCAAAAAUGAUGGCUUAGGAGGCUCAAGAAACCCAUCUUGCUGCUAUUCUAAUCUUCUCUAUCUACCAUGUCCUGUGUGUUUGUGCUCUUGUAACCAUGAUAGCAAACCUUGCUUUCUGUUUGAUGGGAAACAGGGUAUUUAUUCAGUAAUGAUUUUACUGUCAAGCCCUUUUAGAUUCUUGGGAUGGGAAUUCAUGGCAGAUUUCAUUCUGUUUUCUGCAUAAUUUAAAGUGCUACUACUCAAGCUGCAUACAGCAGUUUGGCUAAACUAUUUCCAUGAAAUACAUAUGGUAUCAUUCUAUAAUGAUGCAACUUCUUCCCAUCAAAGUUAUCACCCUUUAUCAUGCUUUAGGCUUAAAGUGCCUUUGAGCCUUACCAUUACUAAGAGAUCAUCAGAUUUGUUAAAUACUGCCUUGUAAAACCUUGUUGGGCACGUUACAGGUUUGUUAACUAGGGUGACUUUUAAAAAUAUAGACAUAGCUAUUUCUGUGGGAUAUUGAGGAUAAUAAAAAUUUUAUUAUCACUA